CCCGCCCGCCGCGGUCCCUCCGGAGCGGCAGGGGCGCUGUGGGGCGCGGAGCGCGCCCGCCGGGCGGGGGUUCCGCCGCCGCCGCCGCCGCCGCCGGGAGCGGAGCCGAGGGGAGCCGGCCGGGAGCGGGCCGGGGCCGGGCCGCAGUUUUGCCUUCCCCUCGUGCUGGCUUCCCUCCCUGCGAUGGCUACAGGUGAAGAGAUCGUGCCUGCCCUGCAGGACUCAUGGGGGGACUUCUGGCUCUUCCGUUUCUUUGUUAAUGCUGCUGGCUAUGCGAGUAUUGUGGUACCGGGCUUCCUCCUCAUCCAGUACUUCAAGAGAAGGAACUACUUGGAGACAGGCCGAGGCAUUUGCUUCCCUGUCAUCAAGUCCUGUGUGUUUGGCUCUGAGGUGAAGUCUGUACAUCAGGACGAUGGCUCACUGCCACUGCGAGCAGAGCCCACAGAGUCCUCCACAGCCCGACAGGUCUUCAAGCUGCUCUUCUGUGCUGCUGGUCUACAGGCUUCCUACCUCACAUGGGGUGUCCUCCAGGAGCGUGUGAUGACGAGAACCUAUGGUGCCACUGAAACAGACCCUGGUGAGAAAUUCAAGGACUCCCAAUUCCUCGUGUUCAUGAACCGCAUCCUGGCCUUCACAGUGGCUGGUCUGUACUGCGCCCUGACCAAGCAGCCACGCCACGGGGCUCCUAUGUACAAAUACUCCUUUGCCUCCCUCUCCAACAUCCUCAGCAGCUGGUGUCAGUAUGAGGCACUCAAAUACAUCAGCUUCCCCACCCAAGUGCUGGCCAAGGCCUCCAAGGUGAUCCCGGUGAUGAUGAUGGGCAAACUGGUGUCACGCAAGAGUUACGAGUACUGGGAGUACCUGACUGCUGCCCUCAUCUCCGUGGGGGUCAGCAUGUUCCUGCUCUCCAGUGCUCCUAACAGGACGGUGUCCACUGUCACCACGUUCUCUGGCAUAGUGCUCCUGGCUGGCUACAUCAUCUUCGACAGCUUCACCUCCAACUGGCAGGACGCUCUCUUCACCUACAAGAUGUCUCCCGUGCAGAUGAUGUUUGGCGUCAAUGUCUUCUCCUGCCUUUUCACCGUGGGCUCGCUCUUGGAGCAGGGUGCCUUGCUGGAGUCGCUGCGCUUCAUGGCCCGCCACUCGGAGUUCACCGCCCACGCCGUGCUGCUCUCCGUGUGCUCUGCCUGUGGCCAGCUCUUCAUCUUCUACACCAUCAACCAGUUUGGGGCAGCUGUCUUCACCAUCAUCAUGACGCUGCGACAGGCCUUUGCCAUCCUCCUCUCCUGCCUCAUCUAUGGGCACACCGUCACUGUUGUGGGUGGGCUGGGCAUCGCCGUUGUCUUCAUGGCCCUCUUUCUCCGUGUCUACGCCCGCAGCCGCAUGAAGAAGCGCAGUAAGAAGCUCCCACCAGGCGAGAGCCCUGUACAAAAGGUCUAAGGAAGCUGAGGCCAUGGCAUUUAAGCCAUGCCCGCUGUCCUGCCUCUGCUCGAGGGUAUUUGCUUGAUUUCUCAGAACCCACUGAGGAGAAGAGUGGGGUAUGGAUAGGCAGGACCAGUGACUCAGUUUUCCACAUGCUUUUCCUGGGAAAGGGGCUGGAACAAGCCCAGGAAAUGCACUGGGCUGACGCAGCUCCAAACCUUUCCAUUUGCCUUAAUAGGUUAAAGACUUACAGCCAAGGCACAGGGCUGGGGGCACACCAGCAUGGGGCUGCUGGUAUUCCUGCCUUCCUGUCCUCUGUCUUGUGGCUUCUCCCCCAAAGUCACUGAUGAACAAGGGAACUCUUCCCUGGCACUGUCUUGCCUCUGGCUAAUGCUCCUCCAUUUCUGUUGGUACUACAGAGCUUGGCAGGAGGAAAGGGCAAGUGAAACACUAGGUUUCUUUUUGAAACACCUCUGAGUGAGGCAUCUCAAGCUGAGCCCAUCAAAGGGUGGGGAAUGCUCUUCCUCCAUUCCAGGAGGGGCUCUGGGUAGUACAGGCACAGCCAAGGGAAGGACUCCCAGCCUGUCCUACUCCCAGCCUGGGAUCUGUUCUGGGAGGGCACUGCAGUGAAAGGCAGUACCUCCCAGUUUGGUUUUAUCAAUUCUUUGCCCCUGCUCCAAGACACUUUUCUUUGCUCCCCUCAGCCCAGGCUGAUUUUUAUGCAGCACCUGAGCUGGACAGUUCCAAGGCUUGCCGAGUCCUUCGAGGUUGCUUUUUAGCUACAUCUGCUGCUGUAACGGGCCGAAGGCUGCACUGCCCAGAAGCCCCAGAACCACCUCGGGGUCCCUCCGUGCCGCGCUGUCUGGGUUUUGUGGUUGCCAUUCAGACAAGCACAAACAACCCCACUGUUUCCUGCUGCCUGGAGGCACUGGCCCUGGUUCUCCCAGGGGCUGGCCACAAUCCGUGCCUGGAGGGUUGGGACAUGGGGCAGAGCCCGCUUGCGGUGCCUUGUUCCUGCUCCACGGUCAGCAGGGGAUGGAGCAGUGAAAGCUGUUCUUCCCCAGGAGCCUGGGUUUUACUGGUCGGUCCUUUUCCCGUCAACACAACCUGACUGACAAACCAGCAGGUUUUGGUACUUUUGAAAAGCAACUUUUUUCUCUUUUUAUUUUAUUAAAUUAAAAAUAUGCUGCAUAUAGUGCCAUGGGCGUAAA
This is a messenger RNA of Prinia subflava (tawny-flanked prinia), 2633 nucleotides long. RefSeq names its product solute carrier family 35 member B2 (gene SLC35B2). The coding region runs from base 184 to 1440 and encodes 418 amino acids. The record is from RefSeq and is a predicted model, not a curated record. Gene Ontology annotation, biological process: transmembrane transport. Gene Ontology annotation, cellular component: Golgi membrane; endoplasmic reticulum membrane. The transcript is spliced from 4 exons. Gene Ontology annotation, molecular function: 3'-phosphoadenosine 5'-phosphosulfate transmembrane transporter activity. Lineage: Eukaryota; Metazoa; Chordata; Aves; Passeriformes; Cisticolidae.